Molecule: messenger RNA, 1218 nt
Organism: Syngnathus acus (greater pipefish)
Lineage: Eukaryota; Metazoa; Chordata; Actinopteri; Syngnathiformes; Syngnathidae
Product: C-type mannose receptor 2-like
Exons: 8
Coding region: 304-1218 (304 amino acids)
Molecular function (GO): signaling receptor activity
Source: RefSeq, a predicted model, not a curated record
GUGCGUGACUGCGCGUGAGCUUACCUGCUCGGCUUUAUAAGCCGGCCAGGUACCCCUGACCCGCAUCUACUCACCACUGGCCCAUUUGCAGAGACCUGGAUAAUACCCGGCGCUGCUUCAGAGCCUUGAUUCUCCUUCAACUUCUGUUUCGGCUUCAAGUUCUGCUCAACUUCAAGUUCUCCUUCAACUCCCUCUUCUGCUUCAUUUUCUGCUUCAACUUCAGGUUCUCCUUCAACUCCCUCUUCUGCUUCAUUUUCUGCUUUAGGUUCUGUCUGCGUGGGCCAGGCUGCCCGAUUGGACAUCAUGAGCAUCCCCACCACACUUGUGGUGGCAUUGGCACUGACUUUGUGCGCCUGGAUUACGCUUUGUGGAGACAUUUCGUGCGAUUCCGGAUGGGAGGUGUUCGGCUCCAGCUGCUACAAGAAGAUGCCAGCCACCAACGGUUGGCUGGGGGCCCGUUUACACUGCGCCCUGGAGGGCGGCGACCUGGUCUCCUUCAACUCAUUGGCCGAGGAAGAUUUUGUGAAGGGCAAAAUGGGGGACGACCCGUUCUGGAUCGGACUCUCCAACCUGGAAUGCGGCCAUAAGUUGUGUCAUCGAAUGUCAGGCAAGGAGCCGAAAUGGUCCGACGACACACCGCUGAUCUACAGCAACUGGGGUCCCGGUCAAGCCGUAAGCACCACAUCGGAGUCCUGUACCUACUUCAACUCAAAAGCACAUCACAGCGACCAGUCCAACAAGUGGAGAACCGGCUUGUGCGAGUCCUCCCUGGCGUACAUGUGCAAACGCUCGCCCGACGGCUGCCCGGACGGACAACCGUGCUCCAAGAAGGCUGACCGUUUGGCUCUCUCUCCGGUGCAAACUUCCGCCUGCGACCCCGGCUACUUGCUCUACGGCCCUUUUUGCUACCGCUUCUUGGAGACCAAAAAAACUUGGCAGGCAGCUGAGGAUGACUGCGUCGCACGGGGAGGUCACCUGGCAAGCGUCCACUCGCAUGAAGACGGCAAAUGGAUGCUGGCUCACACAGCCCCUUAUCCUUGGCUGGGACUGCAUAAACCAUCGGACAAGUUUGAGUGGACUGACAAAACGUCUUCAGACCUCAUCUUGUGGCACCCAGGUCAUCCAAAUAAAAACCUCUACGGUGCUCUGUCACACAUUGGACUGAUCUAUGUCGACAGCAGCAGCACACUGAGCUCCAUCUGUCAAAACGGUGCGUAG